AUGGACAUUGAAGACCCUGCAACCGGUUCCCAGCAGAUGUCUGUGUUUGUUGCCCCUGUUUUUCAUCACGGUGGGAGACUAGAGAAAGAUUCAAAUGGAGUGUUACGCUAUGUAGAUGGGAAGAUUGAGAAAUUUCCACCGAUGGAUGUUGAUUUUGUCAACAAGAAGGACUUGGAAGAACUCUUCAGGGGAUUAGGUUAUCUGGAAUACAAAGAAAUUUAUUGGCUUGAUCCAGCAGCAAGAAACUUGGAGUUUGGGCUUCAUAUCCUUAAGGGUGAUCAGGAUAUUAAUGACAUGUGUGAAGCCACCUUAAGUUGUCCAGAUAAGUAUGAGUUCUACAUCUACUUUGAGCACCCGGUAAGCCAACCAAUGCAAGCCGAACCAGAGCCAGAACCAGAGGAAGAGCCCGUUGUGGUGACAGAUGAAUCCUCAUUGGAUGACGGAUACGAGAGUGCCGAGGAUGAGGCCUACAAGCCGCCACCUCCUGGUUAUGAGAGUGAUAGCAGUGAUAUUGAGUCAGCAGAAAGGAGUGGAAAAAAAACAAAGGAAAAAACUUCGGUGUCUGCAAGAAACAAAAAGAAAGUGUCACCCAAGAAGAAUGGAAAGAAAUCAUCCAAGAGGUAUACUGGGAGGAGGAGGAAGAGACAUGUGCUACAUGGUGAAUCUAGUAAAGGGAAUGGAACUGAGACACCUCCAAGUGGGUUGGGUUCUGGCCAAGGGCCAGUUGAGACAGAUAUGGGAGGGCCAGUUGAAGAUGAAUUAGGAGGUCCAGCAGUGGCUAAUGAGGAGAGUGAUGACUACAAAUAUGAAUAUGCUUCGGAAGACUGUCAUACCCCGGUAUCUUCUGAGGAUGAGAGGACAACGCACGGACUUGAUUUCAAUGAAGAAAAUGAAUAUGGAGAGGUUCAGUUUGAGCUUGGAAUGCAAUUUGCGACUAUGGAGAAAUUUAAGAAGGCCUUGAAGGAUGUAUUUGUCUGGGAUGGAAGAGAUUGCAUGUAUAUAAAAAAUGAGAAGGAGAGGGUCAGGGCUAGAUGUGCAGAGGAGAACUGCCCAUGGUUGAUAUACGUGGCAAGGAACUCAAAAACAAUGGCUUUUGAGAUUAAAACAUUUAACAACAAGCAUACAUGUGGAAGGGAUUAUGGAAGUAACUUGGCCGAUAGGGUUUGGGUCACAGAUAAGUUGGAAAAAAGGUUGGCAACACAGCCUAAGCUGACACCGAGGGAAGCAACGGAGCAUCUGAAACAGGAUUAUAAUGUUCAGGUCCAUCCUAAAAUGAUCCAAAGAGCUUUGAAAGCAGCUAGGGAAAUUGUGAACGGCAAUGACAGGGCACAGUAUGGGAAGUUGUGGGAUUAUUUGCAAGAGUUGCACAGGAGUAACCCAGGCAGCACGGCUGACAUGUGUGUUGACCCAAUUCCGCAGUCUCUACCACUGUUUGACAAAAUUUACAUUUGCUUAGAUGCGUGCAGAAAUGGUUUUGUUAAGGGCUGUCGACCACUAAUAGGCCUAGAUGGUUGCUUCUUAAAAGGUUAUUACGGAGGGCAGCUCCUAACUGCAAUGGCACUUGAUGCUAACAACCAUGUAUUCGUUAUUGCAUAUGCUGUGACAAGAGCUGAAAACACAGAGAACUGGAUGUGGUUCUUGACGCGGCUUCAGGAUGAUUUGGGAGACCAUCAAGUGCGCGGAUGGAAUCUGAUGUCCGACCAACAGAAGGGACUUAUGCGUGCAGCCAAGGAAGUCAUGCCCUAUGCACACCACAGAAAUUGUGUGCUGCAUAUUUGGAAGAAUCUUCAACAAAGGUUCAAUAACAAGCAGGUAAAGGGUCUGUUAUGGCAUGCUGCCAAGUGCACCACUCAGGUGCAGUUCAAAGCGGCAAUGGAAAAAUUUAAAAGUGUGUGCCAUGGAGGAUGGGAGUACAUGAAUCAAUUUGACCCAGCAGUUUGGUGCAAGGCAUAUUUCAGCCAUGGUCCGAAGAAUGACAGCCUCACCAAUAACAUGUGUGAGGUUUGGAAUUCUAUGAUACUUGAGGCCAGGGAGAAGCCCAUUCUAACAAUGUGUGAAGAGAUAAGGUGUACAAUAAUGAAAAAGAUGGCCAAGCACAAGAGGAUUCUAGGAAGAUGCACUGGGAAACUGGCACCAGCGCAGCAGUGGAGGCUUGACAGGCACAUUAAACCUCAGAGUCAUAAAUGGAAUGCACAAUGGAGCGGAGAUAAUGACAGGGUUCUAUUUGAAGUUACUAGGGGAAAACACAAGUUGGGAGUCAACCUCCAACAUCAUACAUGCACUUGCAACUCAUGGCAGUUGACAGGGAUGCCAUGUGUCCACGCAGUUGCUGCUAUAUCUAGGUUGAGGAUCAAGGCUGCCGAAGAAUUUGUGAGCCCUUAUCUCACUAUGGAUGCUGUCAGGAAAACAUAUGAUUUGUGUGUAAAUCCAGUCAACAGCGAAGAAUUCUGGGAGAAGACAGACCAUCCAAAGCCACAACCUCCCAGGAUAAUAAGACCAGCUGGUCGUCCAAAGAAACGCCGGACUGAAACUGGUGCACCACCUCCCCCCCAAGUGAUUGGAGACAAAGUCAGAAGGACUUUUCAGGUAACGUGUAGCAAAUGCGGGGAGAAGGGUCAUUAUUAUAAAACCUGCAAGGGAGCACCGGCUACACCGGAUUGGCAACCAAAAAGGAAGAAGGCAAAAGCGGCCACCAGAGCUAUGUGUGUGUUGACCGAAAAUGUUGCUCCUGCCCCUCCCCCUAUAGGGAAUGUGGCUAAUACUGAGGAACCUGCACCUGUUAACCUGGAACCUCUUGACAAGGCUAGGAAAAACAAGAAAAAAAUGCCAAAGAGGCCGCAGGUAGAGCCAGAUGAGAUAAACAUCUCACAAACUGCCCCAACAGCCCCAACUGCAGAGGUUCCAGGAACUGACGAACCUGCUCCAAUGAACCAGGCCACAACUCAGGCUCCAAAUGCUCAGCCCCCUUCUGCAGCUCCAAAGUUUAGGCCCAAACAGAGUGUCAGAAGGCCCCAAGGACAUCCAAUGCAGCCCAACCAACCGUCUCACAAUGUACAACCCCAACCACAAGCACAAGGCUUACAACAAAACUCUCAUGCAGUCUCCAAUGAAACUCUGGCAGCAGCUAGCCCUGGGACCUCAGCAAGGCUAUUUCAGUUCAUUCCAACUCCAGGAAUGAAGCCUCCACCAAAGAAACAGUGAAACAACCUGCUAUAUGGAUAUCAUGUUGUUAGGGAAUGUAGAAUUUUGGUUUAAGGGGACACUCUAUGUUAGUUAUUUUGGUUAUGGUGUUGAUGUUAUCAUUAGGUUCUGAUUUCAAGCCUUGAUUUACAGAUCCUCUCAAGUUUUUUGGUAUUAGUUUUAGUGUCAACUUGGAAAAAACUGACAUUGU
This is a messenger RNA of Arachis stenosperma, 3391 nucleotides long. RefSeq lists its product as uncharacterized. Gene Ontology annotation, biological process: DNA transposition. The record is from RefSeq and is a predicted model, not a curated record. Gene Ontology annotation, molecular function: transposase activity; DNA binding; zinc ion binding. NCBI's taxonomy places the organism in Eukaryota, Viridiplantae, Streptophyta, Magnoliopsida, Fabales, Fabaceae. Bases 1 to 3201 code for a protein of 1066 amino acids. The transcript is spliced from 6 exons.